GUGGAAUGUACUCACAUUCUGAUUCUAAAUAUCGCUGGAGAAAAGUCAGAGGAAAUUUAGAUUUGUUGUCAUGGAAAGAAAUGAAAGGCACUUGACUUCCCUUCACUGGAAAUGGCAAAAAAUGUCGAGAGCACGUAGAAGAACACCUGGCUAUGACCAACCUCACGCACAUGGAUUGUAUAGAAAUCCAGAUGCAUAUUGGGACAGAAGAGAACCCUACCACGAAGUUCCUGGUGAAUACUCAAAUUACGGAUAUGUUCCGGAUUAUCCGAUGCCCCAACAACCCCCGCCACAAUACCCUACGCUUCAAAAUCAUCCGCAUCAAAAUAUGCCUAUGCAUGAUAAGACAUUUGUUGCACAGGACCCAGCAAGACAAUAUCACCGAACUAAACAAGCUUACAGACAACCGGCACCUUGGGAAAUGAAGAAUUAUGAAUAUGAUAAACCGGAUUACGGUUUGAAGGUGAAUUUUAGACAACAUAAAUGUACUGACUUAGAUACUCCGAGUGGUAUGUCAUCCUACAAUAUCAGCAAAUCUGUCGAAGACGGAAUGGUUGAGGGUCCACCAGCAAAGUCACCAAAACAUGUUGUUCAUGCAGAAUUUAUUGGAGCUGACAGUCCUGUAGCCAGUGCUACUGAAACUUCUUUGCGCACUCCAAGACGUGGUGGAACCGCUUCACAUUCUGGGUCAACACCAGGGAAUAAUAAUAUGAAUAGAAUAACGUUGACGCGAUCAGGCUCACGUCGAUCACGUGGUAUAGACGACGAAAACGACAGUGUAUUUGAAGAUUCUAGUGUUAGUCGACUCAACUCCUCGCGAACAGCUCCAUAUCCCGGAAGUAGAGAUCGCUGGGCUUCCAACGUUGUUUCUUCUUCGGCUAUCCAACGACGACCUUCAACGCAGCAGCAACAGGUUUCUCGUCAGCCGAGUCGCAAUGACACGGAAGAAAACAUAUCACCUACCGACAAGCCUUUGACUUCGUCUUGCUCAGACCGUCGUAAUCACUCAAGCCCAAAAGGAAAAUAUGCAUUUCCUGAAAUAAACCAUGAAGAAACUAAUAAUUAUGAGCGUAAGUCGCCGACUCGGUCACCGACCCAACAAACAUCCCCAGAAUCUUCAAGAAGAUCUUCUCUAAAAAGUAGAAGAACCGAAAGAGGUGAGGUGGGAGAUCAAAAACGGCAACGCCGGCUUCCUCCUAUUACAUUUGAGGGUUUACGACAUAACAGCAUGCCUGAUCCACCGCCUGAUGAUUUGCAGACGCAAGACAAUAUACAGUCACUAUCGGGUCUGCCACAAUCAGAAAGCUUUACGUUCCAAGAACAGGAAAAACAAUUCGAUGCAAAGAAGGUCUCUUUCGCUGAGCAGAGAAUGUCAUCGCCAAGCGUAAUUAGCAAAGAUUACGAGUCCCAAGACGAUGGCGUUGAAAGGAAGGUGGAAAGUACUGAAAACAAUCCUACAAUUACUAUUCCUAUUACUGGAAACACUGACAACGAAAAAGUCGAAGCAAUUAUUUCUAUGACCAAUUUAAAAGAUACAGAACCAAUUGAACACAAUAUGAGAACUUCUCCGAAAAUUACACCACCUGUUCUACAACCCGAAAAAUCUCGCAGUGCUAUUUGGAAAUUAACAAAAGCUUUGCAAAGGGUUGGCACAAAAUUACAUUUAUACAAAGAGAAAGACAAAAUAGUUAAAAGCACAGAAUCAAAAGAAGGUCAAAGUGAAAAUGCGGAUAGCGUAACUAUUGAAAAGCAGGAAGCGGGAAACCGGGAAGAGGAUGAAAAAAAUAUCACGCCAGAUGACAACAUUUGUGUAAAAACUCCAAAUGAUCAAUCGCAAGAUGGCGAUAACUUGAACAAAGAUUAUUCACCAUUGAUGAAUAAAUCCUCGCCAACAAAUAUAGCUCGACCAGAAUCGAACGAAUCACGUAUUUCUAACGGUAGUCAUAUUAACCCAGUCUUUGAAGACAUAUUACAAACGGAAAGGCAAAAUUUAUUUGAACAAAACAAAGACAUUAAUAACAAAGACAUUCGUGAGUCGAAAAUUUCUCUAAAUGCUGAUGAACCAUUUUUGUUGAUUACUGAAUCAAUACCUAUGUUCGAUGUCGAGAAGAGAGAGUUAUCCGCUAAUCCACUUUCUCGAAGUACAAGCAUCAAUAGUUUUGAAUCAUACACCGAACAACAUGAAAAUACGACAAUUGUCAUUUCUCGUGUUAGUCAACAUGAACCGAUGGCUGAAGAUUUUGAUGAAGUAGUCAGAAAAGAGGCACAAAAUGCCAAGAUGUACUACGAAGAGCAGAUGAAACUUGCUGAUGAACGUAAGAAAAAUGAAGAUACAAUAAUACAAUUACAAGAAGAACAAAAAGAGAUGGAAGCCGAACUUUCUUUGCUCCGCCAUAAGUUAGGAGCUGAACUUCAACGACAAACAGAUUCGCCUGAACUUGAAUCCGAAAUAAAUGAAAAGAUCGGGAAUAUAGAACAACAGAUUUCUGAACUCAAUGAGAAAUUGAGCGAAACUGAUGAAAAAUUAUUGCGCAGCGAAGCGGAACGCCAAAAUAUUAAUACUAGGCAAGUUUUGUCUGAUACUGCAAGUUCGAAGUAUGGCUCCGAAGAAAUGCCUCGCUCACCUCUCUUUAUCAUCGGGGAUCCUAACAACGGAACGGCUGCUGCUGUGGCACCGUCGAGAUAUAUGGCAGAUUCACACGUACAGGAACCGUCCAGCGUUGGAAUAUCGGGGGAUUCAGUUUUUUACGAACCCAGCGUUUCAUAUCAAGACGCCCAAGAUCACCACCAACAGUAUUUGCUUGAACAACAACAAGCUGAACUAGAGGAACAAGCACAACGUGAAAUGGAAUUCAAGUCCGCGCUUGAAAAACAGAUGGAAGCAUUGAAAACAAAAUUAGAAGAACAACUGCAAGACAGUGCGGAACACAUGAAAGAAGAAAAUGGAAAAAUCAUUGAUGAACGUGUAACCAAUCUUGAAAAACAAAUAGAAGAAAUGAACAGCAAAAUACGCGAUUCGGAUUCUGCAAUAAGGAGAGCAAUGGAAGAUAAAAAGAAGCGGGAAGAUGCCCUUAAAAAAGAACGUGAAGAAUGGCAUGAAAGAUUGGAAAAAGAACGAGAGGCUCGAGAAGAAAGUGCCGCUGAUAAAGCUCGAAACACAGAGCAACGACACGCCAAUGCGUCACAUACUACUAAUUCUUCCACGUCAAAAUCUCCCCGAAGUGUCAGAAUAGAACAUAAAAACUUUAAUGGGAAUUCGGUGACCCCAAGUUCCAUGCUAAAAAGUGACACUCUUCGACCACCAAGACGUCACAUCAAUUCAGAUUACAGUACUCCCCAAUCUGCAAGAAAAGGAAGCCCAAUUUCAAAAAUAUCAGAAUACGGCACUCCUGCAAUUAAAGAAGAUUCUGCAGAAAGAGAUUCAAUCUUGAAGGAUGCUUCAAUAUUUAUAGUUUCGCCGGCAUUGCAGCGCCGAAGCCGAAACACAGAGUCAGCUACAACAAGUGGUAAAUCACCACAGGAUCAACGAAAAGGAGUCGAAAAUAUUCCCAUGAACAAAAUUUCACCAUCUAUGCGUUCGCAGAAGGUUUUUCCAGAAAAUGACAGCAGUAGAGCAAGUAGUGCAGCGGAGGAUUCGAAAUCGAAAUGGAGUUCAUUGAAAUUUCGAUGGAUGAAGUCGUCAGCUAAAGAAUCGACAUCAAGGGAACCUAUCGACGAUGUUCUCGCCACGACAGAUAAAACUAAACCAUUAGUAUUGGAUUAUUCACAAGAAGAUGACAUCGAUGAACUCGAUGUCAGUACGCCAUCCCUGAAAAAGUCCACCGCGGAGAAAAGUUCUAAAUUUCGUUUUGGUGGUAGCAGCAAACGAGAAACGUCAUCCAUCACAAUACAUUCAAGAUUAUCUGAUGAAGAAGAUGAGUUCAAUCAGCUACAGUCUCAGAGAUCUAACGACGGAGAUGAAUGUCCACCUGCUGAAGAAGGAUGGGGAGAGAAUAAAGAUGAAGACAAACGAAGUCUUUUGGAAGGACUGGGAACAUCAUAUUGUGUGGCACCGCAAUUUAUUUGGAAAUAUCUUGGCGACGAAACAGACGAUGAACCAAUAACAAGGAAGAAAUGCAUCGCAUUCAUUUUGGGACUCAUCUUAAUUCUUUUAUUGGUCGCCAUAAUAUUCGGUUUAAUAAUUGGUCUUGCUUCUGGGGGCGGCGAGGCCGAAAAAUCACCAAUCCGAUUCCAUGUCAUAGCUGGAAACCCUGACGAACAAAACGCUGACAAUCCAGAGUCAUAGAAAUGAAGACCUCAUUUGUUUUAUUGAAUAUGUAAAUCAUUGUGACUGGUUGAAUUAUACACGGCCAUAAGUUAUUCAUCACGGUGUACCAAUCUUUGAAAAGAAAGUAUAUUUUCCAAUUUUUUUUCAAUAUGUUGCUUCCACAUACUUUAAUGAUUUCAAAUUGAAUUUUAAAUAAUAUAAAAAAUUUUAUUUGUAAAGCAAUGAAAACGGAUACGCUUUUCAUUGCGCAUACAUUUGUUUUGUAUACACAAUCUUUAAUAUAAUGAAUUGCCAGUCUAAUCCAGACUUCAAUGGGAUUUCUCCAAACGUUUAUAGCAAUUUGACAUCUUACUCAGUAAUAUUCUGAAGCAUCGAAAAAGUUUUAUACCGAAAUUACCCGUUUUUGAUUUCCAAGCAAACUCAGUGAAUGUUUGUUUAUCUAUUAAGUUACUGAAUGAAAAAAAAAGAUUUUUGGCUUGAAAAUAACUCCUCUCAUCAAACUCAGAAAUCGGAAUGUUGUUUACUGUUCGGCUUAUAACGGGUUCGCGAUGUUCAUUUUUUUUUUCAAAGGAAAUGAACAAGGCAAGGAGAGUUAUUGGUUAUUGGUCAACUUUCUAGAACUACCUCGUGGUAAUGCGACAUUUUAUUUAUUAUAUUCACGUUCUACUAUUUUAUUUUUUUGAAUUAUGAAUCAAAUUUAUUUUCGCGUUUCAUUUUGGUUAAUUUUUUAAUUUCUCAGGUGUCUGCGUGGUGUUUAUUUUUUACAUAAAAAUAAAAAUUGUAUCAAUAAAUUGUUGUAUCUGUGAAAAUUAAUUGUGAUUCUAUCAUCUUCAAACGGCGAAGAAAUCGCAUUCCUCUGAUAUCUGAUUUAUGCAAUACUUUGCAAUGGAAGCCUACUAGGGGUCAAAGUUUAACCCCGUUCCUUUUCCCUGAAUCCUUACAUCAAAAAAUUAAUUUUAUAAAAAUUGUGGCUGGACGUUAAAAAAGUUUAGGAUUAUUCAUAACUAAAGCAAUAUUAUGAACAACAAACUCUUAAGCAAGCAAAAUGCAUUGCAUAAUCUUUCAAAACAUCAACGUUUUAAUAAAUAAAACAAACAAAUUUUUGUGUGGGAACCUGAACUACAUGGUAUAA
Messenger RNA from Styela clava, 5399 nucleotides. Lineage: Eukaryota; Metazoa; Chordata; Ascidiacea; Stolidobranchia; Styelidae. The record is from RefSeq and is a predicted model, not a curated record.